GCAAUGGGAGUACAGAGGGGAUGGGUAUCGAGAGCGGCAUGGGAGGAGUGGCGAUGGUGGUGGAUGGGGAGGCCAUUAUCAGUGGGAAGCGGAAACGUUGACAGUCUGGCCGGCGCUUGUAUAAGCAUGCGUUUCCUUUCUUCUUUCCCUUUCUUUUUCUUUGUUCUUUACGCCAAGCGGCCGGAAUCCGAAGAUUAUCUUAUUUCGUUGUUGUUCAUCAUAUCAGGAGCUCAGCCUACUAUGGUUUUGUACACUUAGCUUUGACAUCGCAUGGUAUUGCGCAUGUAUGAACGUUCAUCACAAGUUAUACAUACUCUUACAUAGGUUCCAAACAGUUUCAUACGUUUAUCACUUUACAUACAUACUUACACUUAUAUCUCUCCCUUCAUUCCCUGUUUUCGUUCCUCCCCACUUGUCCUUGAUAUUAUCCUACCCACACAUUUCGUCCUUCCAUUCGGAUACUUUUACGACGAAUUGUUAAUAAACUUGUUGUAAUGUCCAUGCGAGU
Messenger RNA from Suillus subaureus, 508 nucleotides. RefSeq lists its product as uncharacterized. The record is from RefSeq and is a predicted model, not a curated record. Bases 4 to 258 code for a protein of 84 amino acids. The transcript has a single exon. Lineage: Eukaryota; Fungi; Basidiomycota; Agaricomycetes; Boletales; Suillaceae.